GACCUUCGGGAGCGAGGCCGGCGCGCCCGUUUUGAAGCUGCUGUGGACAGUUGUUGGCCCCGCGGCGGUCCCGCCCUCCCAUCUCGGUCCUGACCCCCAGGCCCGCUACUCCCUCCAGCGGAGCGCCGUCUGCCCCUGGGAUUCCGGUCCCGGAUCUCUGGCCCGCGCCGCAGUCGUGCCAGCACCUCCGAGAACCUCGUAGGCCGCUCUCGGGUACCUGGCGUCGGGCAGGGGCCUCCUCGGGAAGGAGGGGCCGAGCCUCGGAGAUGCCGCCCGGCAAAGUCCUGCAGCCCGUCCUGAAGAUGAAGGUGGAUGAGCUGUUCCUCUGCUGGCUCAGCGAGUCCAGCACGCAGACGAUGCUCCAGGACUGCUUGCAAAGGAUCAAGAUGCCCGGGAAGACCGAGAUGGGCGAUGGAGACUCGGGACAGCCCGGGCCCUCAGUGGCGGCUGCAGGCCCCGCCUGCAGGCAGAGCGUGUUGUACAGCCCGGGCGCGUCCACCGCGCUCCCGCUGGGAACGGGUUCAAGUCUCAGGCUCGGGCCCCACGUCCGGGGGACUCGUAGAUCCGCGGGGACGAGGGUAGUUCCGACGCGGAAGGAGGAGCCCCUGCCGCCAGCCCCCAGCCAAAGCAUUCCAGCGUUCUACUUCCCGCGAGGCCGCCCAAAGGGCACAGCGGACACAGACGCCAUCAUCGCCAAGGUCGAGAGCACGUUUGCCCAGUUCCCGCAGGAGAGGGCCACGAUGGCGGACAUGGGCAGUGUGGCAAAGGCUUGUGGCUGCCCGCUGUACUGGAAGGCGCCGCUUUUCUGCGGUGCAGGGGGAGAGCGCACAGGCUCUGUCUCCGUCCACAAGUUCGUUGCCAUGUGGAGAAAGAUCCUGCACACCUGCCACGACACCGCCGCCAGGUUCCUCCACCUGCUUGGGAGCCCCGGCUGCAACUACCUGGUGCAGGAGGACUUCAUCCCCUUUCUGCAGGACGUGGUGAACACUCACCCUGGCCUGGCCUUUUUGAGGGAGGCCGCGGAGUUCCACUCUCGCUACAUCACCACUGUCAUACAGAGGAUCUUCUACACAGUCAACAGGUCCUGGACCGGGAAAAUCACGUGCGCGGAGCUCCGAAGGAGCACCUUCCUGCAGAACGUGGCCCUCCUGGAGGAGGAAGCGGACAUCAACCAGCUGACAGAGUACUUCUCCUACGAGCACUUCUACGUCAUUUACUGCAAGUUCUGGGAGCUGGACACGGACCAUGAUCUCCUCAUUGAUGCCCAGGACCUGGCCCGCCACAACGACCACGCUAUAUCCACCAAGAUGAUCGAGAGGAUUUUCUCAGGAGCCGUGACGCGAGGCAGAAGCGUACAGAAGGAAGGGAAGAUGAGCUACGCUGACUUUGUGUGGUUUCUGAUCUCCGAAGAAGACAAAAACACCCCGACCAGCAUCGAGUACUGGUUCCGCUGCAUGGACCUGGACGGCGACGGAGCCCUGUCCAUGUUCGAGCUGCAGUACUUCUAUGAGGAGCAGUGCCGCAGGCUGGACAGCAUGGCCAUCGAGGCCCUGCCCUUCGAGGACUGCCUCUGCCAGAUGCUGGACCUGGUGAAGCCCCAGCGGGAAGGGCGGAUCUCGCUGGGUGACCUCAAGAAGUGUAAGCUGGCCUAUGUCUUCUUUGAUACGUUCUUCAACGUCGAGAAGUACCUGGACCACGAGCAGAGAGAGCAGGCCUCCCUGCUCAGGGAGAGCGAGAGCGAAGGCCCCGAGCUCUCAGACUGGGAGAAGUACGCCGCCGAGGAGUACGACAUCCUCGUGGCCGAGGAAGCUGCGGGAGAGCCGUGGGGGGACGGGUACGAAGCCGAGCUCAGCCCCGUGGACCAGAAGCUGAGCGCGCUGCGGUCUCCACUGGCCCAGAGGCCCUUCUUUGAGGUGCCGUCCGCUCUGAGCACCAUCGACCUGUGUGAGUGUGGGGAUGAUGACCUGCCACCCUUGUGACCUGCGCCCACGAGGGACUCCCUGUGCAGCUUUUGUGUCAGAGAACGAAACCGUUUGUUGAGCUUUUACAGAAAACAAGGUGCGUGUGUAUGGAAUGACAGAUGUAUUUAUUCAGCACAAAGCUGGUCACAGGUCACUGGAGCGUCAGCCACCUUGGAAGGGCGGACAUGCUGGCCCUGGGGAAAACCCUCCCCAAACCAGGUGCCCGUGGCCCGCACACUCACUUUUGGCUAAGCCAUCGCAGACUUACUGUCCUGGCAGACGACCUGGAGGGGAAGUGGUCUCUCCGGGAGGGUCUGCCCUGGGGGCCAUGUGGCACGUGCUGACUCCAGACCUCCAGACAUGUGUGCUACAUUCGCCAUCUAGUCUGGAAUGUUCCAGGAGCCGCAGCAGCGGGAGCCUUCUGUCUGCAUGUGAAUUUUGGGCACUGUGCCCUUCACAUGGGGUGCAGGGGUCCCCUCAAAAUUGUUGGAACGUUUUUAUGUCAAUGCACAGAACGUGUAAAGCUUUUAUUUGUCAUGUAGAGCAGUUUUAAAACGUCUUACAGAUU
This is a messenger RNA of Manis pentadactyla (Chinese pangolin), 2529 nucleotides long. Its product is annotated as serine/threonine-protein phosphatase 2A regulatory subunit B'' subunit beta-like. Bases 267 to 1979 code for a protein of 570 amino acids. The record is from RefSeq and is a predicted model, not a curated record. Gene Ontology annotation, molecular function: protein phosphatase regulator activity; calcium ion binding. Gene Ontology annotation, biological process: protein dephosphorylation. The transcript has 13 exons. Gene Ontology annotation, cellular component: protein phosphatase type 2A complex. Lineage: Eukaryota; Metazoa; Chordata; Mammalia; Pholidota; Manidae.